This is a messenger RNA of Quercus lobata, 492 nucleotides long. RefSeq lists its product as uncharacterized. NCBI's taxonomy places the organism in Eukaryota, Viridiplantae, Streptophyta, Magnoliopsida, Fagales, Fagaceae. The transcript has a single exon. The record is from RefSeq and is a predicted model, not a curated record. Bases 1 to 492 code for a protein of 163 amino acids. Gene Ontology annotation, molecular function: zinc ion binding.
AUGAUCUUAGAAGCUAGGGAUAAGCCAAUUUUAGCAAUGUUGGAGUGGAUCAGAGUUAGGCUCAUAACCAAACAAUACAAAAAACAAAAAGGUAUAGAAAAAUACACUGGAAAGGUGUGUCCUAAUAUUCAAGACAAAUUAGAGAAGUUAAAACAUGAGUCUAUACCUUUCAGUGCUACUCCAGCAGGCAACUUCAUGUAUGAGGUUGAUAAUGGUCAUAAGAGACAUGUGGUUGACUUGGCUAAGAAAGCAUGCAGUUGUAGGAUUUGGAAUUUGACAGGACUUCCUUGCAAACAUGGGAUCUCUACUAUUAUUAAGAACUUGGAGAAAGUAGAGGAAUAUGUAAAUCCUUGUUGUUGGAAAGAGACAUUUGUUGAAAUUUACAAAGAGAUAAUACAGCCAAUGCUUGGCCAGUCUGAGUGGGUUGAGACUAACCAACCUGCUUCUGUUGCUCCUCAUGUGUAUGAAUCACCUAGCAGACCACCAAAGUAA